This is a messenger RNA of Macrosiphum euphorbiae (potato aphid), 312 nucleotides long. NCBI's taxonomy places the organism in Eukaryota, Metazoa, Arthropoda, Insecta, Hemiptera, Aphididae. The record is from the annotation of a GenBank genome assembly.
AUGUCUGAAGACCAUUUAAAGUGGCCCUAUUUAAAAACUUAUUUCGAACAACAACUAUCAACAUCAGAUACAACUGAAAAAAAAUCAAAUUUUACAUUCAAAUGCAUGCUAUACAUGCCAAAAAUAAAAUUGAUAUCAACUUCUAUAAGUUCAAAUUCAAAUUUAAAAGCUCACAUCAAGCAUGUUCAUCCAAGUGAAUUAAUUACAUUUAAUGAGCUUGGAAAAAGGAAGUCGUACAAUAAUAAUAAUUGUACUCAACCCAAAAAACAGUUGAAAUUAUCGGAAGUAGGAAAAACUGUAAAAAAAUCUUAG